AUGUCGCGCAGUCGGCGCUGGAGAACGAAAAACACUGCCAGUCGACAGGAAGCACGAGCCGCUUCUGCAGCAGCGAAGAUGGAGAACAAGCCGGAUUAUAGUAACUGGACCCAUGAGAGUCUGGUAGAACGUGUUACGCAGCUGGAAAAGGAGCUCAAGGAUAAGAAUCAGAGCCUCUCACCAGCCAUUCCCGAGAAAAAGUCGUGGAAGAAGCCCCAUACAGCGCGAGACUUCGACCCCGCGAAAUACAACACCCGUCUGGUGGCGUUCAAGCUUGCAUACCUGGGCAAAAGGUACAACGGCUUCGAAUACCACGCUGGGAAUCCGACCCCACUUCCGACGAUCGAGGAGGAGUUGUGGAAAGCACUGAAUAAAGCACGGUUGAUUUUCCCGGCAGGUUCGCAUCCAUUGCAGCCAGGGGAGGUCAACUGGGAGGGAACGGAUUACAGUAAAUGUGGGAGGACAGACAAGGGAGUAAGCGCUUUCGGGCAGGUUAUUGGAAUCCGUGUCCGGAGUAAUCGACCUCUGGGGAAAAACAAGAAAAAGCAAGAUGUAGACGAAGCGGUUGAGAGUCCUGGAAAUGUGGCAGAUGACUAUUAUAAUCUGUUCCCAAAAGAAGAUGGGGAGCAAGAUGCCUUCAACACAUUGCCAAGGCCAGGUGGGCUCGAAUUGGCUGCUCCCCCUUUAGGUCUGUCCGAGGGAAAUGUCGAGGACAUUGGCACGGAGGAACUCAAUAUUGAUGACCCGGAGUACCAAGAUAGUCUCAACUUCGAUCCUGUCAAAGACGAGAUCCAGUAUUGCCAGCUUUUGAACCGCCUCCUGCCACCGGAUAUUCGAAUUCUGGCCUGGUGUCCCUCGCCACCUAUUGAUUUCUCUGCCCGGUUCUCAUGUCGAGAACGAAGGUACAAAUACUUCUUCACACAGCCAGCUUUCUCCCCAGCACCUCAUCAUCUCGAAGUGGAGGUACCAGGGAGAUCUCCGGGACAGGUCAAGGAUGGAUGGCUAGAUAUCCAGGCUAUGCGAGAAGCUGCUAAAGCCUUUGAGGGAGUACAUGAUUUCCGGAAUUUCUGCAAAGUGGAUGGGGGGAAGCAGAUUUCCAAUUUUGAGAGGACAAUAUUUUAUUCUAAUAUUGAGGAAGUGGAGGAUUACACUAGUGCAUUGGCUUAUCUCAAUGGCACUGAUUUCCUACCUGCAGGAUCUACAAGCUCAAAUAACCCCAAGGUCUAUACAUUCACGCUUCAUGGAUCAGCAUUCUUGUGGCACCAAGUUCGGCAUAUGGUCGCUAUCUUGUUCCUUGUUGGGCAGGGCCUCGAGAAACCAUCUAUUGUAUCGGAACUUCUGGAUGUGGAGAAGAACCCACGAAGACCAACAUACGAGAUGGCAACAGACACACCACUGGUCCUCUGGGAUUGCAUCUUCCCCCGCGAAGAUGACCCAGAAAGGAAAGAUGCAAUGCAGUGGCUUUAUAUUGGCGACGGACCACAACGCGGAGAUACCAAAUAUGGGACUCCAGGACUUAUGGACGACUUAUGGAAGCUCUGGCGCGAAAGAAAAAUUGAUGAGAUGCUUGCAGGAACAUUGAUGGGCGCUGUAGCGAGCCAGGGAAGCAAAGUAUCAGAUUUAGAGCGUUCAGAUGGUAGCAGAGCAAGCAAGAGCCAGAAGGUUUUUAGCGGGGAUGAUGCGCCGCGUUUGCAAGGUACAUAUACACCUGUGAUGAAGAAGCCCUUGAUGGACUCUGUGGAGGUUAUCAAUGAGAAGUAUGCGGUUAGGAAGGGGUUUGAGAGUUCUGAAGACAUGAAAGAGCAGGGGUUUAGGAGGGUGAAUAAGUUAGACGCGGAUCAAUCAUGA
Molecule: messenger RNA, 1848 nt
Organism: Amorphotheca resinae ATCC 22711
Lineage: Eukaryota; Fungi; Ascomycota; Leotiomycetes; Helotiales; Amorphothecaceae
Exons: 2
Coding region: 1-1848 (615 amino acids)
Biological process (GO): mRNA pseudouridine synthesis; tRNA pseudouridine synthesis
Cellular component (GO): nucleus; cytoplasm
Molecular function (GO): RNA binding; pseudouridine synthase activity
Source: RefSeq, a predicted model, not a curated record